This is a messenger RNA of Gaeumannomyces tritici R3-111a-1, 2626 nucleotides long. RefSeq lists its product as hypothetical. Lineage: Eukaryota; Fungi; Ascomycota; Sordariomycetes; Magnaporthales; Magnaporthaceae. Gene Ontology annotation, cellular component: cytoplasm; chromosome; nucleus. Gene Ontology annotation, biological process: double-strand break repair via homologous recombination. The record is from RefSeq and is a predicted model, not a curated record. The transcript is spliced from 3 exons. Bases 228 to 2534 code for a protein of 768 amino acids. Gene Ontology annotation, molecular function: 3'-5' DNA helicase activity; four-way junction helicase activity; nucleic acid binding.
AGCCCACUUGCCCGUUUGGUCCGGUAGUGACUUCCGCAUUUGGAACUGCAAGCACCAUAAGCGAUUACGGAUUUAGCGAUGACCCGUUCGACGGGGACGAGGAAGGCGCAGCCCUGUGCGUAGCCUCCAUCCAGGCACAGGCUAUCGACACCUCGCCUUAAGUUCCACUGAAGCAUCCAAAUCGAGAACCCUCCAAAUCUUUGCCCUCAGCCAGCAUCGCAACCACCAUGCUUGCCCGAUCGCUACUCGCCAGGUCCCGGCGCCUUUCGCGGCCCGUCUUCCGCCAGUGGAAUGCCGGCGCCAGGCUGCUAUAUGCCACGCCCAGCCGCAUGCAGACGGUGAAGAUCAAGUUCGAGGAUGACGAUGACGAGUUUGACGGUGUCAUUACUGAGGGCUUUUCGACUUUAGAAGACGUCAAAAAGCCGCGGACCGAGCUCGAGGCCGACGACUCCACGCCGUGCCCUCGUAAAACCGAGCUAGCGCAAAAGAUCCUCCGCCAAACAUUUGGCCGCGAUAGCUUUCGCCUGGGGCAAAAAGCAGCCAUUUCCAGCAUCCUCCACGGCAGGAAUGCUAUGGUUGUAAUGCCCACGGGAGGAGGCAAAAGUUUAUGCUAUCAGGUCCCAGCAAUCGCUUUCGAGGAGCUGGAUCUCACCAGUGGCGCCGCUAAACCUGGUGGCCAUGGCAUCACCAUCGUCAUCUCUCCCCUCCUCUCUCUGAUGAGGGACCAGGUCAACAUGCUCAAGCGCAAGGGCAUCGCUGUUGAGAGCAUGGACUCCGCCAAAUCUUCAAAGGAACAGCGGGAAAUCAGGGCCAAGAUUCGGAACGGGACGCUGCGUCUCCUGUACUGCGCCCCUGAGCGACUGAAUAACAAGGGAUUCAUAAAGACCAUCGGGCGUGUCGCCGGCGGGGUCCGGCUUGUCGCCGUCGACGAGGCCCACUGCAUCUCCGAAUGGGGUCGUCAGUUCAGACCCGACUACCUAAAGGUUGCCCGGUUUGUCCAGGAGGUCAAGGCCGAGCGGGUUAUCUGCCUUACGGCCACGGCCACGACCAAGGUCAUUGACGAGGUCUGUAAGGCUUUCGACAUCGCCAAGACCGAUGUCUUUCGUACCCCACUAUAUCGUCCCAACUUACGACUUCUUGCGAAACCCGUAAAGCACGCAAAGAAUAAGUUGGGUGAGCUCCUCUCCUUUUUGGAGAAGCACAAGGGCCCAACGCUGGUCUAUGUUACGGCACAGCGGCAGGCGGAAAAUCUGGCGAAGGAGCUAGUUGAUGCUGGGCGACACGCUCUCCCGUUCCAUUCAGGCAUGCAAACCGAAGACAAGGAAGCCAACCAAGACAAGUUCAUGGCUGACAAAGUCGAAAUCAUUGUUGCCACGAUCGCAUUCGGCAUGGGAAUCGACAAACCCAAUAUCCGAAAUGUGGUGCACUACGGCAUCCCUGGCUCAGUCGAAGAGUAUAGCCAACAGGUUGGCCGCGCGGGUCGGGACGGAAAGCCCAGUAACUGCAUCUUCUACCUCUGCCCCGAGGACUUGGAAGUUCGUUCGGUGCUCGCCUAUGGUGGUGCCCCAACGCGGGAAGCAAUAGUCUCAGUGCUAGGAAAUAUCUUCGACGACGAAGUCACGGCUCUUCGUCUGGAUGGUAUUUUCAAACGCAACCACUACGCCCAGUCAAACAAAUAUGACAUCCGCGUUGACCGUCUGUCCAUGAUCUAUGCGAUGCUGGAGCUGCGCUUUGGAUUGAUUCGCGCCACCACCCCCGUGUGUGAACCUUAUUGGUUCUAUCCUCUAAGCCAGUAUGACGCCACUAUCGCGAAAGACAAGUCGCCCGCAGCACAAGCUAUUAUUCAAUUUUCCUUCCAGCCAGUGGGAGGAAGGCUUUACAGCAUUGAUGUCCAGGCCGCUGCUAGGGCCGCGAACAUCAACCCGCAAGGGAUAAUCAGCAGGCUCAGCGAGUUACACCACAAGGGCAUCAUCAGCCUAACGGUAUCGGGACUGGAAAGCCAGUAUCAGCUUACGUCCGAAAAGCUGCCCCAAACACCCGCUGAGAUCGACACUUUAGCGGACGGGAUCUUUGCCGAUCUGAAGCAGCGUGAAGCCGACGCAGUCCAGCGGAUCGAUCAGGCCAUGGGGGUGGUGACAGGAAAGCAGUGUUUUGCCUACGCGCUUGCGUUGCACUUCGACAUGAGUCUGCCGGAUGACAAAAAGCGCUGCGGCCACUGCAGCUGGUGCGAGACGGGCGUCGCUGUGGUGAUGCCCGAGGCGCCGCCCCGGGAUCCAGUCGACCGGAACCUAGUCAUGGAGAUCCUCACCACCGUCCCAGACCGCGACGACCCGCUGCUCCUAGCCAACAUUGCGUUUGGAAUUACCACCCCGCGCAUAACGCGGAUGAGGAUUAGUAAGAAACCUGUGUUUAGGUCGCUGGUGGGCCACAACUUCUACGAGAUUCUCGACUUGUUCACCCAGGUCUGCAGCCAGGAAGGCGGCGAUCGCAGUAGCGUCAAGCGGGAACCGACGAAUAGUGCCCACUCGGGCUGAUAAAUUUAACCGUCUAGCGGUCGAGGCUGGGGGCGAGGUCGGGCUCCUGAUCCGGCCAGGCCUUUAGUAGUCGGUGCCGGAGGCAGAUUUGA